CGUAUGCCCCAUUCUCAAGGUAUAACGAUUUUCGAUAAUAUACUUCCUGGUGUACAAUUUGAUAACAGUUGGUAGAUUGGAUUUACAGUGAACAGCAGGUUUAGUUUUGAUAAAACGAUGAAAAAUGUUCGCAGUUUCAUACCGUUUAGUUUUUGUAAUUUGUUGACGUUUGCUUCAACUAAAAAACACAAAAAGAAAACGAUCCGUGCCACUGCAAAGAAAUAUGCCGAUUCUAAAAGAUUUAACGGAACAGAACAGCUGAACCGCCAACAAUACUUCGAAAAACGAAGGAAUUUAAAAGCAAAAUAUUGGAUUUUAAUUCUUUUAGUUCUCUUUGGCAUAAAUGGAAGCUUAGUCUCAUUCGUGGGAUAUGCGAGUUACCAAGAAAGGGAAUCACUGCAAAGGGUAAAUAUAACCGAAUUUCCAGUGCCUUGCGAAGACCUCUCACUGAGUGCGGAUGAAGAUUGUCUAACGUUUGAUGCGAAGAAAGGUGGUUUGAGAACAUUCAUAGAUGACUCAGGAAAAUACAUAUGUAGCAAAGGCAACAAAACAGAAACAGUUAAAACGAUCGUGGAAAGAGAAUCAAGAAUUCGGCAAGCAAAAGGUAUAGAGGAACAAUAUCUUUCCUGUGGAAAUGAAAGUUUAGCAGAGAAAUCUGGACGGCUUACAAUUUCUUUCAGGAAAAUUUCAAAACAUCAAAACUAUUCAGGUAAAAGUUCUGAUACAAAGGUAGACUGGGAUAAUCAUCCAGGAAAAUGCCAAAUUGACCCUUCGGUGUAUUAUGACAAUGGAGAGGUGACCAUCCCAGAAGGAAGGACAUAUUCCGUGUACGCAACUGCACAUUUCAACAUCAGCCGACAGGAAGAAAAUGGAAUGCAGAAUUUUGGAAGACCGCAAAAAUUUUCUAUCAGAAUUUGCAAAACUGUUUACGGAUAUGAGCAAACACUACUUGGAAGAACAGUAUGGUUCAACACGACCAACACUGGAAGUGUUGUGUCAAGUUUACACAUCGGAAGCCACUUGGAAUUGUCACGAAAUGAUAAAAUUCAUGUUCGUGUGAGUGAUGCAAAUAAGAUAAUACAUGAUUCAACAGGAAAUAACUUUGGGCUUUUUCCAUUAUAGAUUUCUGCUUGUGUGUUUAUGGUUUGAAUUUAAAGAAAAAUGUUUGCCGUGAAUGUUUCCUACGCUUGAGAUAGUACUAAAUGUGUCAGAAUGUUUACGGAUGAUAGAGCGCAAGUUUAGCUGAUGAAACAGAAAGGAGUUCGGGCUUUUAAAGCUACAUCCAUACUGCUUGAGAUGUUUUACAGAAUGAUGACCAGGGUCCUUAUUCAUCAACGUUGUAAGCGUGAGAUUUAGACUUAGAUUUUAAAAGUAAAAUUGCCAUAACUUCCUUCUUAAUAACAGUAUACCGUUGAAACUUUGCAUAAGUUUUUAUUGGAAUUGAUGCCAUAUUCGUGUCAGGGUUCAUUAAAUUCAGUAGAAGAUAGGACAAAAAGAAAAAAAUAUUGCAUUUUAAAGUCUUUGUCUAAGUUUCAGACUUUAAACGUUGAUGAAUGCCGACCAGGCAUGGUAACUGAAUUUUGAAUAGAGGAACCAGACACCAAAUUAGCAUUAUAUAAAACCAUUAUCUUAGGACGUUUUUACGGGAUGACGUCUGAAAAAACAUAAAAGGAACAAGAAAGUUAAAAAUCUAGUAGUAUAUUAGUAUACUUUUAUUUGAAUAACAAUUAUUUUAAACGGUUUUUAAAUUUUAUUCAAAUGACUUUCUACUAUUGGAAGAUACAUAUUUGGAGAACGUUUUAGAAGGUUUGAAAACGUUUCGUUAGAAAUGGGCAAGUAUGCAUAUGAUUCACAGUCAUUUGAAUUAUUCAGUGUGCGUGAUACGAAUCACAGAUCAUACGUAAGUUUAAGUAUAGACAUUAAGGAGUUAAGGAGGAGAGUACCGGUCUACAGUCUGCAUUGCGGAAAAUUGAAAGAUCGUUUUGAUUCACAAAGAAAAGAAUAGGGAAUAUGGAGAGCGUUAAAUCGACGGUAGGUGUCAAAUGCUACUCGGGGUUUGUUUUUGCUGGACAGUCUUUACCAGGCUGGCAAUGUACAGGGAAUUACGGUUGGAUAAUUAGAUUGAAACGUUUUAAGAGGUAUAUUUAAUGAGCUAUCAAUUACAACAGAAGCACAAAAAAAAUAAGAGAAAGCGGAUAUAAAGCUGUGUAACAUUUGUAACAAUCCUGCAUGCAUUGUUUGAAGUAGGUAUGGAUACAUUUUAAUUUUGUUCCAAUAGUUGAAAUUACCUUUUCACCGUCAUACUAAUGCGUUUUAUCUCAUAUCUAUUGUCUUUGCUACAUUCUAUUAAAUCUGGUUCACACGAUAUAAUGAUAAAAUCUGUAAGAAGAGCCUGCGCAAAAAUAGAAUCUAACCAAGCAAAAUAAUAACAGCCUCGGUAUGACAGUGUUUAAACUCCAUUCUGCUUGACACACUUAACAAUUACAUACCAAUACAAACAGUUUGGUGAUGGGGCUUUUAUGCAAGUGUAACUGUUAUACAAAAUAGGAUUUCGAUGUUUUUAUUAUUUAAUUAUAUUUGUCAAAGCUUUCAGAGAAACAGACUUUGGAUUUAUGAUUUAGACUUGCAACUGUUAUGUCAAACAAAACAACUAAAAAUGUGUAUAAAGCAACUUGUAUUAAGCAUACCUUCAACGUACCUGUCUUCCCUCUUGAAAGUUAGGAACUCAGUCAUUACACCCAUUUACAUUGCAAAAAGAACGAUUUAAGAUGACGAAUAGUUCCUGAAUGACAGUUGGUUUGAUACUUGGUUAAACACCAGUACUGUUUAGUAUUGACCCAGAUUCAGUCUCAGGAUACGUCUUUUAAACAUCAAUUUUUAUAUCCAGACACACAUUCGGCUUUAUAUGUUCCUACAUGAUAUUUUGUUCUAUGCAUUUGAACUGACUAAGCUUUUUGUUUUGCGGUGUAUAUGUAAAAGUUUAUAUAACAAUAAUAUACACAAAACUUUAUGAUGAUUUACUUAACCGGCAGCUGUAGGUACAUGAACUCUUAUGUAAAAUACUACGAAUAUAAACCAAUGCCGAAAUAACCUAAAUAAUAUGUUCUGAGCUUAAGAGAUUCACCUGGCGGGGAUUACUUUUAUUUACACUGUGUCCCGUGACUUUGGAACAUGGAUGCGGUGGGGGGGGGGGGGGGGGGGGGUUGGGGUUGGGUGCGCAUCACAAACCGGUUUAAGCUCCCCAGUGGUGUUUUUGCAACUGAUCGUCCCAAGGCGGCGUCCCUUUAUUUGUUCGUUUUGUACUUGUGUAUUUGCUUUGUGUGUGUGCGCGCGCGCGCGUGUGUGUGUGUGUUGGUAGUGUGCACAUCUGCGUGCUGUGAGUUUCGUUUUUUAGGAAGACUGCGUUUUUGGACAGUUACAUUCCCUGUUUGAUAUUUAUCCAUGUUUUAUUAAUUUUUAAUUUCAAGCUGAAUUUCUGUUUCAUCUCACAGUUCUACGAACACAAAAACGUGACACAGAAUUUAGUUUGCACUAUUCUACAGAAAUAUUUUAAUUGUUUAAAGAACAUAUGCCUUAACUAUAAUUUCGCUAUACGUAGUUUCAAGAAAAUGCAGUAUUUGCAGUCAAAUGCAUUAAAAAGUAGAUGAUUACAUGUAUCAAUAACUUGAAAUAAUUAUUUCUCUGAUUUUAAAUGUAUUUUGCUUUAUUAUUUUUCUAUUUUUUGUCAGACAUUACUAUUUACUGCAUACAUUAUUCAUAUAUGUACAAGAUAUAUAAUCAUAAUAUAAGCAACACGUAGGGCCAAUGGAAAUAAAAAUGAGAUAACAAUUGUUGAAGUGCUAUUCAGACGUGAUUCAAGGCAUCAAUGGAAAUACACCAACAAUACUGUAAGAACUUUAACACUAGCAAUAGAAAAAAAUAUUAUAUAUUUUUGUUGUUAGCAAAGUGUGUAUUUGUAACUGUAAAAGAUUUUGUACAAAUUUUUAACUGUGAAAUUAAGCAUUUGAAUGACUAAA
Messenger RNA from Mercenaria mercenaria, 4016 nucleotides. RefSeq lists its product as uncharacterized. Gene Ontology annotation, molecular function: tumor necrosis factor receptor binding. The transcript has 4 exons. The record is from RefSeq and is a predicted model, not a curated record. Bases 118 to 1122 code for a protein of 334 amino acids. Gene Ontology annotation, cellular component: membrane. Lineage: Eukaryota; Metazoa; Mollusca; Bivalvia; Venerida; Veneridae. Gene Ontology annotation, biological process: immune response.